Alosa sapidissima (American shad) is the source of this 5325-nucleotide messenger RNA. RefSeq names its product CAS1 domain containing 1 (gene casd1). The coding region runs from base 1 to 2583 and encodes 860 amino acids. NCBI's taxonomy places the organism in Eukaryota, Metazoa, Chordata, Actinopteri, Clupeiformes, Clupeidae. Gene Ontology annotation, cellular component: Golgi membrane. The record is from RefSeq and is a predicted model, not a curated record. Gene Ontology annotation, molecular function: N-acetylneuraminate 9-O-acetyltransferase activity. The transcript is spliced from 18 exons.
AUGGAUGAAGAGCCUCUCAUUGUACCUGAAGAACAUGCUGAAGAAGCUGGCCCCGGUGAGGCAGCCAAUGCACUAGGAGCAGCAGACGAAAUGACAGACCCAGCUAUGCGCCCAACCACCGAGACGGUGUGCUGUCAGUUCGAGUACUCCGCUACUGUUGAUCGUCUAUCUGCUUGUUGUCAUGGAGGAGCCAAGAUGGCGGUCCUGGCCUACAGCCUGGGCAAACGAGAAAUAAAUCAGUAUUUUAGUAUUAAAAAUGCAAAGUUACUCUCGUUUACCGCUGUCGUUCUUCUUAUCGCAUUUCACUCUGCAUCGCGGUACUAUGGAGGUGGAGACACAUGUGAGUGGCUGCUGUCAAGCGGUCGGUUUUUGGGGGAGAACGUGUGGCAGCCUUAUGGCUGUAUGAUGCACAAGUACAAAAGCACUGAAGCCAAGUUUUGCCUCAGCCACAAGAGUGUGGCAUUUAUUGGUGACUCCAGAAUUCGGCAACUUUUUUAUUCCUAUGUCAAAAUUAUUUACCCUGACUACAGAAACGAAGGAAUUAAGCAUGAAAAUAUCCCCUUCGAAGAUCGGGCCUCCUCACUCAAUGUGAAUUUCUUUUGGUACACAGAAGUGAACAACUCUCUGAAGGAACAUCUUCAAGCAUAUAUAGAGAUGUCUGCAAAACCAGAUGUCAUCAUAAUGGGUGCCGCAACGUGGUCCAUCAAACUCCACAGCGGCAGCAGCGAAACCGUGCUCCACUACAAAGCCAACAUCACGGCCAUAGCACCAUUGCUGGAGACCCUAGCUGUGGACACCGAGGUCUACUGGGUUUUGCAAGAUCCUGUCUCUGAGGAGCUGCUGAGCGAGAGCCAUAAGAUGAUCACCAACGAGCAGAUCGACAUGUAUAACGAGGCGGCGGUGAGCGCCCUCAACAGCAGCAAGAAGAACGCUAAGGCCAGGAUCCGCUUUCUGAAGGCCUCCCGGCAAGCUGCCAUGGAAACGGUCGCCCGGUCUGACGACGGCUUGCACGUGCCCGAGGGCACCGGAGAUGUGGGCGCCAUGGUGAUGAUGAACGCUGUCUGCAACAAGGUCCUCCGGCCCAUCGACGGCUCCUGCUGCCAGGCCCUCCCCGCCACCAGUGGCCUGCAGAAGCUGACGGCCAUAGCCUUCCUGGCCUGCGCUGCGGGCUUCCUGGCGCUCCACGUCCUCGGCUACCGGCGCCAGCGCAAGAGCCGUCCGCCGGCACCUGUCGACGUGGAGUGCGGCGAGGAGAAGAAGAAGCCCGGCUCGGCGGUGGCGGCUGCCCUCAACUCCCGUGGCCCACUGUUGGCCUUGUGCAAGAUGGGCCUCAUCAUGGCUUACUUCUACUUGUGCGACCGCGCCGACGUCUUCAUGAAGGAGCAGAAGUUCUACACUCACUCCACCUUCUUCAUCCCGCUCAUCUACAUGUUUGUGCUGGGGAUCUUCUACAGCGAGAACAGCAAAGAGACGAAAUUUCUGAACAGAGAGCAAACAGAUGAGUGGAAAGGCUGGAUGCAGCUGGUCAUCCUAAUCUACCACAUCUCUGGAGCGAGUGCUUUCCUGCCGGUCUACAUGCAUGUGCGAGUUCUUGUGGCGGCGUACCUUUUCCAGACGGGAUACGGACACUUCUCCUUUUUCUGGCUCAAGGGAGACUUUGGUCUCUACAGAGUGUGCCAGGUGCUGUUCCGGCUUAACUUCCUGGUGGUAGUGCUGUGUUUGGUCAUGGACAGGCCGUACCAGUUUUAUUACUUUGUGCCACUGGUGACAUUCUGGUUUGUUGUAGUCUACGCCACAAUGGCUCUCUGGCCCCAGAUCCAGCAGAAGAAGGCCAAUGCCAGCGGCAUAUGGAAUUUGGGGAUUCUGAUGAAGCUACUCGGCUUGCUAGUCUUCAUAUGUGUUUUUGCGUAUUCGCAGGUGUUCUUUGAGAGUGUCUUCUCCGUCUGGCCAAUUUCAAAGCUCUUUGAGUUGAAGGGAGACAUCCAUGAAUGGUGGUUCCGUUGGAAGCUCGAUAGAUUUGCAGUGAUCCAUGGGAUGGUGUUUGCUUUCAUGUACCUGGCGCUGCAGAAGUGUCAGCUGCUCUCGGAAGGCAAGGGGGAGCCCCUCUUCUCCACCCGUGUCUCCAACUUCCUCAUCUUCGUGUCGGUGGUGUCAUUCAUGACCUACUCCAUAUGGGCCAGUAGCUGCAAGAACAAAACAGAGUGCAACAAGAUGCACCCCUAUAUCUCUGUGGUGCAGAUCCUGGCCUUCGUGUUAAUCCGGAACAUUCCUGGCUACGCCCGUUCCCUGUACAGCUCAUUCUUUGCCUGGUUUGGGAGGAUCUCCCUGGAGCUCUUCAUCUGCCAGUACCACAUCUGGCUGGCGGCCGACACCAAGGGUAUCCUGGUGCUGGUGCCCGGCAACCCCUCGCUCAACAUCAUCGUCAGCACCUUCAUCUUCGUGUGCGUGGCGCACGAGAUCUCGCAGAUCACCAACGACCUGGCGCAGGUGGCCAUCCCCAAGGAGAACGGCCCGCUGCUCAAGAGGAUGCUGGCCAUGGGCGUGUUCCUGGCUGUCGUGCUGCUGCUCUCCCGGGACCACUGAGAAGGAGGGUGGACAGGGGGCAGGAAGUGGAUGGGGGUUUACGAGACAUGACGUGAUGCUGGGGGGUGGGGAAGGAGCCAGUUGGCAUGGAAACUGGAUCGCCGGGCACUGGAGAAGAUGGAGGACGAGGUUCGGGGGUGACUGUGAAAGGGGUCACUUCCAGCUGGACUUGGUCAAGAGCGUCGGAUAAAGGUCGGUGGGGAGGGGGGGGUGAAACGAGGGCUGAAAGCUGUGCCUUCCAGCUGCGCUGCUGUGAUUAGUCAGGAUCCUUGACUUCGCAGACAGCUCCCAUUUUGUGUAAGGGGAGUGAUUAGUCUUGCUACACAGAUGAAUCUAACUGAGUGACGGAUGCAGUCGCGGACACAGAGGUGUGCCAGGCCAUACCCAAGGAACUCUUCAAUAGCAAUCUUCAUCAAUUUCGCCUACAAACUUGUUUACAGUCAGCUGAUACAUCUAAACAAAUGUCUCGUUAAAGGUCUAGAACAAACCUAGGACCUACAAGCGGACCCUAGAAUGAAUGAUACUUUCCCAGAUGAGAGCGGUUCCUUCUCCGUCCAGUCGAGAACACCGUAGCUAUAAAGAUCAUUUAAGAAAAACAACAAAAAAAGAUUUGAUUGCUGAAAAUUUGAAUGGUUUCUUUUGCCUUUGCACUGACCAGUGCUGUGAUGUCAUAGCUCUGACACCGCUUUUAAUUCGUUCUCAAUGUACAGUAUUUCAUGUUUUAAAUUAAGCUUAUAUUUUAUACUGGUGUAUAUUUGUGUUUGUAUUUUGAUGUUUUUAUCCUCCUCAUGGCUUUUUUUCCCUUGUUGCUGUGUCUGUGCCCUUGACUACUGUAUGUGAAUGAAGUAUUCGCGAAGGCAUUCAUACUCUCACCUCAUACAAGGGUGGCUUUUAAAGUCAGCCAUGCAUUCAAAUGCAAGGGCAGGACUUUCAGAAGGUCAUCGGGGAAGGCUCCACUGUUUACUUGAAUCUACUCCAAUCAAAGUGGCAGUGCCAGAUUUUUUUUUUUAAUUGGCUGAUUGUAAAGGUUUGUUUCCCUACAUUUGUACAUCCAAAGGUGGGGUUGGGGGUAAAUGAUCACAUUUUGCAUAUCAUCAAGUGUUGGUCUUUUAACCACUGAAAAUGAAUGCCAAUCUUUUGAAAAGCACAGGCUUUUUUUAAGAAAAUUGUGAUGACAUUUUAUGGGUAUUUAAUAUCAUCGUAUUGAAGGCAUACUAAUCUGCAUCUGCUCCCAAUUGCUUGAAGCGGUAGCAUUAUUAUAAUAGUGAGGACCCCCCCCCCCCCCCCCCCCAGCGGUAGCAUUAUUAUAAUAGUGAGGACACACACACUCCCCCCCCACCCCCCCCACCCCUUAGUAGCCACUCCUGUGUGAACGUUUCUCAGAGGUGGUACUUUGAGCUUUCGUAUUUUUGUAAAGAUAGGUGGUGUCAGAGAAGUUGGUAAACCUCCUAACAGAAGAGCCCAUUGGCUUUGUUUAGUUUGGAAAUUGAACCCCCCCCCCCCCCCCCCCCCAGGCUGUUCUAUUAUCAGGUUUACAACUUCCUCUGGGUUAUCUUACCUAGGUUUGCCACUAAACCAACUAGUUGGAAUCACGGCCAGGAGUGUCUGAUUGAUGCAUAAAGACAGGAUGAACGCACUAGGAGAUUGAGCAACAAUUUUUAAUUUUGAGAUUUGCAGUGUUCUUGCUUCUUAGUCUGUUUACACCUAGCUUGUAUGGGAUUAUGACCGAAUAAACCACAGCCAUGUGAAUAGCGCUAUCUGUAUGCAUUGGUGUGCACUGUCAGCUGUCCAUUGAAGAUGCACCAAUAGAAGUCUCACACAGUGGCACCACCAUUGUCUUAAGCAUUUCACAGCCAGUUCAUUUUUAAAAGAAUAACAAGUAGUUCAUAAAUUCCAUUUACAGUUAUAAAAGACAGAUACUCAAUGUUCAACCAUGUGAAAAGAGAAAAUAACUGCUCGUUAUUCUGUUAUACCUUUAGCAAAGCAUAUUGUAAAGUGUGUGAAUCUGAAUUUUAAGGCUACUGUCCCCUAAUAUGUGGUAUAUUUCAGUUGGUGUGCCAUCAUGGGCUUUCCUGAUGAAGGGGGGGGUUGUGUGUUCUCUUCCUGUGUGACAAGUAACCAUAGCAACUGCAACUGCACUGCUAUUUGCUAUAUUUGAAACGGGAUACAUUUAUGGGUCCUGAAUUCUUUGUCUUUCAGAAAAAAUACCAACAAAAACAAACUAAUAACACAAAAAAAAACCUGUUCUGACAAUGCAGAUCAUUUCUGCGUAUGAAGUUUGACAUUUUCUUCCAUUGUAGGGAGGCAUUUAACCAUGUCAAGGCAAACAAAAGUGAACUUCUGUUUCACACAGCUAACAAUCUGGUGUGAUUAUGUUUCAUUUUAUGGGUGUUGCAGCUGCUCGACAAAAGGUCAUGUUGCAGCUUUGUAUUCUCACACACUCAUUGUAUGCUUAAAUAGGGGUUAAUUUUAGUGUACUGUAUAAUGGUUAUUCUGGGACAUGUGGAGACAUCAUGUGACCUUAUUUACAGCCUCCAUUUUGUUUUUGUAUAGUUGGACUGGUAUAUAUUUAAACAAGAGAAGCUUUAUCCCAGGGCCUUGAGUUUUGUUUUGCUUUGUAAAUACAUUUGUGGUGUCUUCAAAUGUGAAAAAGAUAACCUGUUUUUUAUUUUCAGAACAUUUGGUUUCACUCCUGUUGUACAUUUCAUGGUUAUUGAUGAUAAAAAUGUCCUUGGACAUGUA